CAACUGCAUCCCCCAUGUCCGACACGAUCACGCUCCCCGCGCCCGCCGACUUCCACGUCCACGUCCGCCAGGGCGCCAUGUGCGAGCUCGUGACGCCGCACGUCGCGGCGGGCGGCAUCCGCACCGCCUACGUCAUGCCCAACCUCGUCCCGCCUUUGACCAAGACCGAAGCCGUGCUCGCGUACAAGAACGAGCUCGAGCGCAUUGCGCCCGGCGUCGAGUGGCUCAUGACGCUCUACCUCCACCCCGAGGUGACGCCAGAGGAGAUCCGCAAGGCGUCGAAGGCGGGUGUGAGCGGGGUCAAGUCCUACCCGCGCGGCGUGACCACCAACUCGUCGUCCGGCAUCGAAGACUACGGCGUCUACUACCCCGUCUUCAAGGCGAUGGAGGAGGAGGGCAUGGUGCUCAACCUGCACGGCGAAGUGCCGUCCGACGACGAGAAGAACAUCUCGGUGCUCAACGCCGAAAAGCACUUCCUCGAGCACUUGCGCAAGCUCGCGGCCGACUUCCCGAACCUCCGCAUCGUGCUCGAGCACGCCACGACCGCCGAGGCGGUCGAGUGCGUCGCCUCCCUCGGCCCAAACGUCGCGUGCAGCAUCACGGCGCACCACCUCUGGCUCACGAUCGACACGGUCGCCCCGCAGCCGCACCACUUCUGCAAGCCGCUUGCGAAGGAGCCGCGCGACCGCCGCGCCCUCCAGGACGCCGUGAAGUCGGGGAACCCCAAGUUCUUCCUCGGCUCGGACUCGGCGCCGCACCCGUCGGCGGCGAAGGCGCCCAAGAUCUCCGAGGAGGGCGAGCUCCACUCGUGCGCCGCGGGGUGCUACACCUCCCCGUACCUUAUCCCCCUAGUCGCGACUCUUUUGGAGAGCUUUGGCGCGCUCGACAAGCUCCAGGGCUUUGUGAGCGACCACGGGCGCAGCUUCUACAAGGUCCCUGCUAAGAAGGGGCAGGAGCUCAUCCUCCGCCGCCCCGCCACGGCGAUCAAGGUCCCUGCCAAGCUUGAGGGCCACGGCAACGAGGUCGUGCCCUUCUGGGCUGGUCGCGAGCUGGGCUGGGAGAUUGCCCAGUAAAUCUGCGUAGCAAGGAGCAUAGGGGAGGGUUGUCAUCUACAUGCAUGAAUAUACAGAGUCUGGA
Cutaneotrichosporon oleaginosum is the source of this 1137-nucleotide messenger RNA. RefSeq lists its product as uncharacterized. Gene Ontology annotation, biological process: pyrimidine nucleotide biosynthetic process; 'de novo' pyrimidine nucleobase biosynthetic process. Gene Ontology annotation, cellular component: cytoplasm. Gene Ontology annotation, molecular function: dihydroorotase activity. Lineage: Eukaryota; Fungi; Basidiomycota; Tremellomycetes; Trichosporonales; Trichosporonaceae. The record is from RefSeq and is a predicted model, not a curated record.